CUCGUGCGUUGUUUGUCUCUCUACUUCUCUAGUCUAGCCCCUCUGUCGCUCUCAGACGACGGGUGCGCCGCCGCCGCCGCCCUAAGCCAGGUGCUGACUGCUGAGGCUUUCUUUGGUCUCUUCGCCGGCGACGACACCCGCCAGUAUCCACGGUGUCAUUGCAAGACAAGAUGGUUUCCUUCGAGAUGAAUGACCUCAAGAAGAUUGGGCUUGGCCUGACAGGCUUUGGAAUAUUCUUCUCAUUUCUGGGAAUUGUUUUCUUCUUUGACAAGGGGCUCAUCGCAAUGGGCAAUAUUCUUUUCCUGUCAGGUUUGGGUUUGACAAUUGGUCUGAAAUCAACUAUGCAGUUCUUCACCAAGCCAAAGAAUUACAAGGGUACUAUCUCAUUUGGUGCUGGUUUUUUUCUGGUUCUCAUUGGGUGGCCGUUUUUUGGCAUGCUCUUAGAGGCAUAUGGCUUUAUUGUACUCUUCAGUGGGUUCUGGCCAACACUUUCUGUGUUCUUGCAGAGGAUUCCUAUCAUCGGCUGGAUUUUCCAACAACCAUUUGUGACAUCGUUCCUUGACCGCUACAGAGGAAAACGUGUUCCGGUCUAGCAACCUUUUGCGCAAUAUAUGCUUGCGGUGUAGCAACUAGCAGCCUGUAUUUUUUUAACUACAGUAGCAAACUGAUUAUACCGAUGUCUGAUCCCUCAUGUUUAUAUGUUUUCUUUAGGAUUGCUCUUUGUAAAUUACAGCCCCAAACUGGCCAAAUCAAAGGUCCAUUCCUUUGAGACCAGGAUGCAGGUUCACCCAUGAAAUGGAUCUGUUGAAGAA
Molecule: messenger RNA, 812 nt
Organism: Zea mays
Lineage: Eukaryota; Viridiplantae; Streptophyta; Magnoliopsida; Poales; Poaceae
Biological process (GO): endoplasmic reticulum to Golgi vesicle-mediated transport; retrograde transport, endosome to Golgi
Source: RefSeq, marked validated